Molecule: messenger RNA, 1401 nt
Organism: Penicillium egyptiacum
Lineage: Eukaryota; Fungi; Ascomycota; Eurotiomycetes; Eurotiales; Aspergillaceae
Source: the annotation of a GenBank genome assembly
AUGAAGCUGCUCAUGAAAUUUGUCCUCCUGGCGCUGGGCGUUUGCGUCCUAGCCAGCGACCCAGAUCGUCCCGUCUGCAUUGUGGGAGCUGGCCCUGCGGGACUCAGUGCGGCCGCAGAAUUGGAGCUCAACGGGUACCGCACGGUGACCUUUGAGAAACAGAGUGCGGUGGGAGGGAAGUGUCAAGCCAUUUAUGAGAAUUCCACUUUCAGUCCUCUUGGAGCCCUGAUCUUCACGCCCCCAACAUACCGGGAAUCAAUUAAGCUGCUGCUAAAGACUGGAGUGAAUUCUGUUCCCUUCGUCUCCGGCGAAAAGUGGCAGUACAAUGCCUCCAGCGGGUCAAUUUGGGCCAAGCCCCCUCUUCCCCCAAAGGCGAUGCAACUCUUCAUGCAAGAGGUGCGGAGAUACAUAGACUGGUGGAACGAGAACUUUGUCCUCUACAACAUCGCCCCGGGUUAUCGACACGGCAUUCCCCCCGAGCUGACCGUUCCAGCGGCUGAGUGGCUGGCGCGUAAUGGAUACCAAACCCUGCAGGCGGCGUUUGUGCAGUCGAUGGUCGCAUACGGCUAUGGGGACUAUCGUCAAGUGCCAAUUGUGUACAUGCUGCAAUACCUGACCCCGUCGGUGCUGAUGACGCUCCUCAAAGUCCAACAAGGCAGCAUGAUCGAGAUUGCAGACUUCCACCUGGCGCUGCAAAUCUUCGCCGACAGAUCUAUCACCGGAGAAAUCCAUCUAGACACGACCAUCUCGCACAUCGAUCGCACCGGCGAGUCACCCAUAAUCACAUACCACACCUCCAGCGACAGCACGCCCAAGACCCAGCCCUGCGCAGCACUGAUACUCGCCUUUCCGCCAACGCUGUCCUCGCUCCAAAACGCAGGCCUCGACCUAUCCGACGAGGAACGUGAAGUCUUCACACCAGUGGGCACCCACAGCUUCUAUUCCGGCGCCGUGCGUCUCUCCACGCCCCACACCAUGACCUUCGGCGCGGCAAGCGCCCACCCGGGCCUUCCCCCCGACGCAACCGGCGACCCCGUCGUGUUCACAAAGCUGCACAGCGAUCUUGACAUCGCCAUUACGUCGUCGUGGGGCCCGUACCGCGGGAGCUUGACGCGGGAUCAAGCUUACGCGCGACUGAAGAGCACCCUGUCGGCGUUCAACAAGGACCCGAGGGAUGCGGGUGUGUCUGCUGGGACGGUGAGUGAUGAGGACGUGCUGGCGUUCCAGGAGAACGAGUAUUUUCCGCAUUAUGACACCCAACAGCUGCGGGAGGGAUACUAUGAGCUUUUUGAGGGGCUGCAGGGACAGAGAGGGACGUAUUAUGCGAGUGGGUUUAAUAUGUUCGAGUUGGUGGAGUAUGCGUUGAGGGCGGGGCAGGAUGUAGCGAGGAGGUUUUUCUAG